GUCGACACAGUUGUCACAGACGCACAGUGCUGGUCAAGGAAUUAAACCAAAUUUGAAACACUGCGAGUGAGGUUGGUAUUAUCCCACAUGGAAGAACUGCAGCUAAACCAAGACGAUGACCUGUAUGGAUUGUUGUCCAUAGCUGUCUCCUUCCACUCUCUCAAUGAUGUGCUGCUGGACUGGAGUGAGAGCGGGAAAGACGUUUCUCAUCUAAAUACUGACCAGCCUCCACUUCGAAAUGUAUUGCAUCCUAUGGAAGGUGAGAGUGAGACUGUGUUGCUGCUGCCUUCAAGAGGAGACACUUGCCUUAAGGGCCAGGAUGAGGAAGCUUUCUCUUCACAGUUCAUCCAUGAGAAUAAUGAGUUUCGAGAUACAGAUCCUAAAGCUGGCGAAGCAGAAGCGGGUCAGGAGUGGAUAGGUAUGGAAACUUAUCCACGGGAAGAGAAUCCUGCCCUGAAGGAGGACAAAUACUACUAUCCUACACCCUUCCCCAUCUCACCACCUGAAAUCGGUUCUGCUACCACCUGCGAACCUAACCCUCAUCGUCCGGUGCCCCCCAUUCCAGCACCUGGAUCAUCUGUAGCUCACUCCACCUGGAAACCCUACUAUGAACCUGUUGCUGCCAUCUGGCCAUCAAAUCAUGAACCUAAGUAUUUCAACAAGUUCUCCACACAAGAACAAUGUGACAGAGGUGCUUAUAAAAACUGCAUUAAUAAUGACCAUCAGGAACUUACUUCCUUGCAAGUUCCAGCUGUAACCAAUUUCACAGAUAAGUCUUCGGCUCUGUUAAUGAAUUCAGUCACGAGUUCAACCACAAAGCAAAUGAAGCCUUUUACUUGGAAACCUUCCCGACCAGAAGUUUCUAAGAGUCCAAGUGGUGAGUCUAGAACAUGUCAUAAUCAAAGUAAGGAGAAGAAAUAUGAAGAUUUGGUACUCUCGGCGGAGUCAUUGAAUUAUGAGUGCGGCUUGUGUCAUCUGCGGACACGUACUCUCCGGGGUCUAAAGAUGCAUAUGUUAUACCACAAGGUGCAGGGACCAGCUGUCUGUGUCAUUUGUGGUGAGGUCACAGGGGAUGUGUUUACACUUGGUAUUCAUGUUGGUACUCACCCAGGCGGGCAUGACAGACUCCUUAGGGAACGCCUGCUUCCAAAACGGAACGAAAAAAGGCUCUUCGUCUGCCACAUCUGCGACAAGACCUAUUACAAAAUCAGACUUUUUAAAGAGCAUAUCAGGAAACAUACAGGAGAAAUGCCAUUUCAGUGUAAUUUUUGCGGCAAAAAAUUUCGUGUUACUAAUUACUACAAUAUACACCUGAAAAAACAUCAUACAUAAUGCUGGGAAAAUGACGAUUUAAAUGGUAAGCAGAAGUAAUACAAUAAGGGUGUGUGUGUGUGUGUGUAAUGUCUCAGACUUUUUUUGUUUAGUCUUUUGACUGUCUCUUACCAACACUCGCAUGUUCGUGACGGUCAAGUGGCUUUUGUUAGAAACCGUAACACAAUGUAGAUGAAUUUUAAAGAAGUUACAGCGUAACUUUGAGUUUUAUCAAUAAAUGUUUUAAUGAUGACUUGACAUAAGACAAAAACAAAAGUAAUGUGGUUUAAAUUAAUCCUCUUAAAUAUGUUAUAAAACAAGAACAAAUUACUGGGAGUUAAGGAAAUAAUACUUUUUAACUGACAGGCAUUUCCGUGUU
Cherax quadricarinatus is the source of this 1690-nucleotide messenger RNA. Its product is annotated as zinc finger protein 37-like. Lineage: Eukaryota; Metazoa; Arthropoda; Malacostraca; Decapoda; Parastacidae. Gene Ontology annotation, molecular function: DNA-binding transcription factor activity; RNA polymerase II cis-regulatory region sequence-specific DNA binding. The record is from RefSeq and is a predicted model, not a curated record. Gene Ontology annotation, biological process: regulation of transcription by RNA polymerase II.